Molecule: messenger RNA, 759 nt
Organism: Esox lucius (northern pike)
Lineage: Eukaryota; Metazoa; Chordata; Actinopteri; Esociformes; Esocidae
Product: olfactory receptor 15-like
Exons: 1
Coding region: 1-759 (252 amino acids)
Biological process (GO): G protein-coupled receptor signaling pathway
Cellular component (GO): membrane
Molecular function (GO): olfactory receptor activity; G protein-coupled receptor activity
Source: RefSeq, a predicted model, not a curated record
AUGUAUUUAUUCCUUUGUAAUCUGUGUAUUAAUGGGAUCAUUGGUGCUUCAUCUUUCUACCCAAAGAUACUUUAUGACAUUUCAUUUGACUCUCAUGUGAUAACAUACGUGGGGUGCUUGACCCAGAUAUUUGUAAUAUUUUUCUAUAUUUAUGGUGAAUGUACUAAUCUGACAGUAAUGGCUUAUGACAGAUAUGUUGCCAUCUGCAAGCCACUUCACUAUCACUCAAUUAUGAAUAUUAGAAAAGUGUGGACACUGAUUCUUCUAACAUGGCUUUUUUCAUUGAUGGAAUGCAGCAUUGGUUUGGUACUAUUAGCUAGGUUACCUCUCUGUGGUGUUGACAUUGAUAAACUCUACUGCUCAAACUGGGCGGUGGUGAAGCUCUCAUGUGUUGACACCAGUCUAAACAACAUCUCUGGCUACAUUUUCAUGUUUUCUCACUUCUCUCAAGCGAUGCUCAUCUUGAUUUCCUACAUAAAUAUAAUCAAAGCAUCUUUGAAUUCACAGGCCGAGUGGAGGAAGUUCAUGCAGACCUGUCUGCCUCAUCUGAUCACCCUGGCUAACUUCUUUACAUCCAUAUUCUUUGACUUGAUUUAUGCUCGUUAUGGCAGCAACACCAGUAUGUUGGCCCUGAGGAAUAUCAUGUCUGUGGAGUUUCUAGUUGUUCCUCCUCUGGUAAAUCCUAUCAUAUAUGGAAUGAACCUCAGUCAGAUUCGGAAUAGUGUUGGACAGAUGCUCAACCAUAAAUUGCUGCCCUAG